Messenger RNA from Asparagus officinalis (garden asparagus), 3234 nucleotides. RefSeq names its product meiosis-specific protein PAIR3. The transcript has 11 exons. Gene Ontology annotation, biological process: meiotic cell cycle. The coding region runs from base 166 to 2880 and encodes 904 amino acids. Lineage: Eukaryota; Viridiplantae; Streptophyta; Magnoliopsida; Asparagales; Asparagaceae. The record is from RefSeq and is a predicted model, not a curated record.
UGUUUCGCCUUUAUUAUUUCAAUUUCAAUUUUUUUAUUUUUGGAGGGAGAAUUCUCGCUUCCAAUUCUAGAGAGAGGAGACCAGAUCAGCUAAGGUUUUGGAGCGAAACGAAGGAAAUCGAGGUUGUAGUCAUAGUCAACUGCAGCAUACUAAUUACUUGCUGCCAUGGUGGAGAUUGGAUCACAAAAUAUGCAAACCGCUGUAUUGAGUGAUUGCCCGAGUUUUCACAGCAGUCAACAUCCAUCUGGUCGGUUCCCGAAGGUGUCUAUUGGAAUCACAGUCAACAAAUGCCCAAAGACAGGGCCUGAUCUAAUAAAAGAAGACUCUGCUGUCUUGCCUGCUGGAGGGAGAACAGUUUCACGGCAAGCUGCAGAAGAAAUUACCAAACAGAGAACUGUAGAAAGGUUGAAAAGAAACAAAUCCAAGUUUGUUGAAGACAAUAAGGCUUCAGCAUGGUUUCAAACAAGUUCUGUACAAGUAGAGACACCAAGAACAGAUGCAGUUAAGGCCUCUCUAGAUAGGGCAUCACUACUGGAGUCAGAAGAUGGUGUUCACAGAAAACUUGGGACUGUUGCCUAUGGCAACAGAAGAGAGAAGGGUGGAAAUAUUGAAAGAGUGGAAGAAGUUGCUUUUGCUGCAAUGCAAGCGGCACAGUUGGUUGACAAAGAAAAUGCCAUGGAAGAACCUAAAGAAACAACUAAAUUGAACGAGGAAAGAGUAAAUACUGCUUCAUAUGGAAAGAAAAGGGAGAAUAAUGGAGAUGUUGAAAUGAUUAAAGAAGUCGCAUUUUGUACAAAACAAUUGCCAGGUGAGGAGAAAGGCAAAGAACAGGGAAAAGUUGCUAGCUGCAACAGUGAGGCUCUUAAAAUGAAGUUAUGGGAGAUCCUGGGUACAGCUCCUUCGGGGAAUAAACAUCCCAUGAAUUCACCAGACAAUAUGAAGUACACAGAGAAUUUAGAUCUUAGUCAAACUAAGGAAAAUAAGGAGGAGAAAAUAGCCAGAGCAGAGCUGAAGUCACCAGAACUUAAGGAGAAAAAAGAGAAUUUAUGGACAAACCAAGGCAAGGAACAUAAGGAAGUUAAAGCAUCCAGAAUGAAGCCAAUCUUACAUGAAGUUGAAGAGAACAAACAAGAGUUACAUAUAAGAGAAAGCAAGCAGCCUCGGAAAAGGAAAGCUGCCCCCAAACAACACUCUGAUACUAUUGAGACUGAUUCAGAAAGUCCCAAUCAAGCCAUGAGGAGACCAAUCACCCGUUCUUUAACGCGAAAGAAAGCUUCACCAAAAAGAAUAAAGAAAUUCCAGGGUGAUGUUUGCUCCGGAAAGAAGCCACUGACCUCUUCCAGCUCUGAUUUCAAUUUCGAUGUUGAGAAAAGUAACAUAUUUGCCUUUGAAGUAGAAGGUAAAUCGCGAGGGUUAGGUCAUCCUUUGAGCGGUCAGUCUAACAGGUCUAAGGAGAAGAAUAAUGAGAAGGAAUACGUUAAAUUACGAAAAAUUUACUUUUCUAACUCUACCUCAGAAAAGAAUUCACGUAAGAGUGACAAGGAAAAGUCAUCAUCUUCACCAGAUAGGGCAUCAUCAAUGAGCAAGAAAAAAGAGAAAUCUUCUGUACCAUGUCAAAACAAGAAACAGUUUUUGCAAACAGAGGAUGGCACUCAAAACGAUAGCCACUACUCAGAAAGAGCUGAACAAGCUGAUUUUGGUUGUCCUCUGUGGGCAUAUAAAAGAGAUACUUGUGAAAAUGCUGACAGUCCAUUACUUAAAACCAAAAGGCAUUCAUGGGGAUGUGAGAAUUGUUCUCCAGAAGCAAAGCAAGCCUUUCAGCAUAAUGAUGUUACUGGUCGAUCCAUGGGAAGGAAAACCAGUCAGUUGGAUGAUUUCUGUAGUCCAACACUUGCAGUUAAUAUAUCUCCAACUUCAAAUAUUUCACGCGGUAAGGUUUCAUCAAGUCCUCUAGGUACUUCACCUUGCAGCUCAAAGGAUUUAGGUAACGCCAGUCCAGGGUCUUGUCAAUCAGAUGCAGAUACGGAAUCCUCUGAUGAUACUAUAGACAUUGGCAAGCCAAGAGACAUGGAAUCUCCAUACAUGACAGAUGAACCUGAAAAGCAGCAGUCUCUUUCGCCAAUUGAAGAACAUGACACAGAAAGUGAAGUGGAAGACCUCACACGCCAAGGUUUGGGACAGACUGGCAAAUGGUUUCCUAAUACUGAAAGCCCCAAAAAAUCCUCAAUCCCCCUUCAUGACACCAAAAUAAUACGAAGCCUAAACAAUGUUAAAGUGGGUAGAACUAACCUGUCUCCACCUUCUUCUGUAGGAGCCUUCAGAUCUGAAGAAACGAUUGCUUCAUUUGAUGAUUUAGAGCAAUACCCAGAAGGCAGCUUGGCAAGGUGUUUUGUCCAGUUGAUAGUGGCAUUGCAGAAAUUCAAGGCCAGAAUGAAGUCUCACUGCAGCAAAAGAAAAUCAGAGAUAUUGUCAGCUGCAGCAGAUAAGAUCCGUCAGCAACUGGAGGAUGUUGAGUCCCAGAUACUGGGUGACGUGGGAAAAAUUAAUGACCUUGGCAAGUCGAAAAGGAAGCGUCUAGAGUCGAGAUUUCAAGAAAAGCAGGAAAGUAUAAAGCACAUUCAUGACAAGUUCAACGAGGAGAUCAAUCAUCAUCUCUUGGACUGCAGGAGCAUCCUAGAAGAUCUUGAAGCGUGCAAUUUGGAAUUAAAAGGAACUGCAGACCGGCAAAAAGCAUCACAUAGGAAGCUUCUUUCGCAAGUCGCGGAAGCACUUGAGGCUCAGGUUAACACUGCAGAAACAAGCAUUGCUGCAAUCCGCAAGGAUGAAAAAAGAAAGAUGGCUGGUUUAAGACUUGCUCUGAAGGAGUGGAUGGGGGACUGAACCCUAGGUAAUGGAUUCUUUUUCUUAUAUGGUCGAAAUGUAUAACGAUCUCCUAAAAGUCUUUUAUAGUAUGGUAGCAGUUUAAAGCUUGACACCCUUUUUCGCCGCAAUUGUAAAUGGAGGACAGUAAGCAUCACACUUUUUCUCUCUCUCUCUCUACACCAUGUUAAACAACACUAACGAGUCUUCAUCAUGAAGUGUCAUUUUAGCUAGCAGGAGAACCAAUGCUUCGUCCAUAAUAAAUUUUGUUGUGUGCCGUAUAUACACUUGCGAACGAGUCAUUUAGAUUGUACAUGUUGAUGUUAAUGAAGUUGUGUUCUGGUGAUUGUUUCCUGUCUACUUCUAUGUUCAUAC